AUGAACAACAUGAGCAACAAACAGACAGUGUGGUGUGAUCUGAGGGGUCGCCUACACUCGGCCAAAACCCUCCGACUCUUCGGUGUCCCAAACACAUCCUACGGUGAUCUAUACGCUCGUCCGCGCCAAAACAACGACAAAACCCGCAUUGAGAAGAUGUACGCAUUCAAAAUGUACAGCCUUUCUCUAUCACCGAUACGGCUCAACGGUUCCGACGACAUCGUUCCGCACUUCAGCGUCUCAUAUUUAGACUGUAUAAUUAGGAAGUGUGUGUGUGUGUGUGUGUGUGUGUGUGUGUGUGUGCGUGUGUGUGUGUCAGUGCCUAGCGCUCGGUGCCUGGUGAACGGGAUCUUCCUCUUUGAGGGAGCUGUUUGGUCUCCAGAUGCGUGCAACAUGUGCCAGUGUAGAAGCGGUGCAGUUCAGUGUUAUGGAGUGCCCUGCCUGAAAAUAGGUAUACACACACACACACACAUACACACAUACACACACACACACACACACACACACACAGACGUUUGUUUUCUUCAUCAGUCUGAAAUAGCGAAAUUCCUGCACUCUCUACCCUCCUCGAGGCUUCAGGAUGGCCACCAGAAACCAGGCCGUGGAGUGAAGCUGGAGAAAACGAGUGGACCGAAGAAAGUCCGUCCACAGACCGGACAGAGGAAAGCAUCGAAAGGAAAGGUCACCGUGGAGGUCAAGCCGAAGACAGCGCCGAGACGGGUUAAAACCCCUCUACCUGCACAGAAGAAGCAUGCACCAUCACCUCCACCUCCACCGAAGACCAAACAGCAAGCACCUGAGGUAUUUGGGGAUUUGCCCGUAGCCACUCCCCUUGACACCUUCCCAGAUCUAUUCGACUACGAUGACCACGAUGAUGAUGACUAUCUGGAAGAUGCUAGCGACGCUGACGAGGAUGACGAGGAUGCCCCAGUCUUACACAACCAUCGCAUCAAAACUUCAUCACUCAGCAGAACUGCUGCGUCUCUCGCCCGGAAGCCGACGAUACCUGUAUUCCAAAAGCCCCUCCCUCCUCCCCCAAGGCAACCCAAACUUUUAUCACCUAAUGGAGGUGUUAGAGCUGGAGGAGGUGUGGUUAGAGGCAGAGGGGGCGGAGCCAACGUCGUAGGUCGUCCUGUUAUCCAUCCCUCCACUUUUAUGGCGUCCCUCCCAGCGGGAUGUCUCCUGUCUGACGCUCUGAUCGCGUGCGGAAGCACCGGAUUAACCAGCAUGCCUCUCAUCAAAGACGCUGGCAUCCGAACACUUUACCUGGCAGAUAAUAAGAUCAGUAAGAUCCCGGUGCGAGCGCUGCAUGGCCUGCCCAAUCUGCAGUGGCUCGAUCUGAGCAAGAACAAACUGGAUGACACUUCACUGGGGCUGGACGUGUUCCGGAAUCUGACCAAACUGCGUCGUCUGAAUCUGGACGGGAACAAUCUGACCAAAAUCCCCCCGCUGCCGCCAUCACUGCUGGAGCUGAAGAUCAACGACAACAAACUGAGCGGACUCACACCUCACAGCUUUAAGGGUCUGUCCCAGCUGCUGACUCUGGAGCUGGAGGACAAUCAUUUCCAUGAUGGGAACGUGUCCCCGCUGGCGUUCAGGCCCCUCAAGAAACUCAUUUACCUCCGACUGGAUGAUAACGACUUCAGAGCCAUUCCCUCCGGCCUGCCUGCAUCACUGAAGGAGCUGCAUCUGUCAGAUAACCGGAUCGAAGUGGUUCAUGCCGGACUCCUGAAUAAGACAGUAAACCUGCGAAUCUUAAAUCUGAGCCAUAAUAAAAUCCGAGAGGACCGAAUCGCCCCGAGAGCGUGGAUUCACCUACGUAAGUUGGAGACGUUGGAUCUGUCCCAUAAUAAACUGGUUCACGUCCCGUCCUUCCUGCCGGUCGGUCUUGUCCAGCUCGCGCUACACCACAAUCAGAUCGAGAGAAUCCCGGGAUACGUUUUCGCUCACAUGCAGCCCGGCCUCGUCUCAAUCCACCUCUCAUACAACCGCCUGAGGGAGGACGGCAUCAACAAAGUGUCCUUCCACGGUCUUCAACACUCCCUUAACGAGCUGCUGCUGGACCACAACCAACUUCGAGAGAUUCCUCGUGGGAUAGUCCAACUCCGCGCCCUCCACGUCCUCCGCCUCAACCACAAUUACAUCAGCUCGGUACCCAUGAACGCUCUGUGUGACAUCACCGCCCGUGACGACUCCCCCCUGCUCUCCGUUCACCUGCAGAAUAACCUGAUUGAUCGGCGUUUAAUCCCGCCCACUGCACUCACCUGUAUUAAAGAGUACAGCAGCGUCAUCCUGCAUCCUCAGAGACACGAACAGAUCUACGAGUGAGCACACACUCACCCUCAGCUCUUAUCCGAAAUACAUUCACAUAUCGAACCGAGCGACAGGUGACAAC
This is a messenger RNA of Ictalurus furcatus (blue catfish), 2395 nucleotides long. RefSeq lists its product as uncharacterized. Gene Ontology annotation, molecular function: protein binding; collagen V binding; heparin binding. The record is from RefSeq and is a predicted model, not a curated record. Bases 1 to 2328 code for a protein of 775 amino acids. Gene Ontology annotation, cellular component: extracellular matrix. The transcript has 11 exons. Gene Ontology annotation, biological process: extracellular matrix organization; positive regulation of cell-substrate adhesion. NCBI's taxonomy places the organism in Eukaryota, Metazoa, Chordata, Actinopteri, Siluriformes, Ictaluridae.